Miscanthus lutarioriparius is the source of this 1512-nucleotide messenger RNA. NCBI's taxonomy places the organism in Eukaryota, Viridiplantae, Streptophyta, Magnoliopsida, Poales, Poaceae. The record is from the annotation of a GenBank genome assembly.
AUGGCGGCGCUGUGGCUUAGGCUGCUGCUCGCCGUCGGGCUCCCCAUCGCGGCGCUGGUCGCAGUCGUGUUUCUGGUGUACCGGCGUAAAAGCUUGCCUCGUAAUGCGCCGCCGGAGCUGCCGGAAGUUUCCCCUACGGCCGGUGUGAAGCCGCUGACGGCGAGCCCCGGGCUGGCGAAGCUCAACAUGAGGUACAACGCCGCCAGCGGCCGUGUGGGGCUGCGGUUCCAGCAGCUGCACCAGCACCAGCACCACGCCGUGAGGCACCGUGGCUCGAGCGGCGGCGGCGGAGCGCAGCAGGGCGCGUUCCAGUGGGCCGACCACCCGCGGCUGGUGACGGAGGCGGCGGAGAACGGGUGGGCGCAGUUCUUGUUCACGGUGGCGCCGCCGCGGUCCAAGUCCGCGUCGUCGUCGCCGCUGUGGGGGACGUGCCCGCUCUGCGACGCCGGGACGAGCCGCGACAUGGCGGAGGCGGCCGCGUGGGAGCUGCCCGCGGGGUCGUCCGAGCGGAUGCAGGCGGUGCGGCUCAACCCGGCCGCCGCCGCGGCGUCCGGCAGGAAGUGGCUCCCCGGAAGCAUCCCGAGCCCGCUCCGCGGCGACAAGGACGCGGGGAACGGGAACCCCAGCGCGCUGUGCCUCGCCAGGAUGAGCCUGCCGCUGCCGGGCCCGCCCCUCGCCGGCACGCCGUUCCCGCAGGACGCCUACUUCGAGAUCACCAUCAUCUACCUCAACACGAAACGGCCGGAGUGGUCAGCGUCCAGGGCGAGCAGGCGUGGGCGGGACGGCUCCAGCGAGAGCGACCACGUCAAGCUCAUCAGUUUUGCACCGGACGCCAAGAACCCGGUGCAGGAAAACAGAGCCGCCGCCAAGGACGGUGAACAGGACAGACGGAGGCAUUUGGUCAUGUCGCUCGGCCUCGCCACCGCGUCCACCGCUCCACAACGGCCGUCGCUGGCCGGAACGUACUCGUCGUCCAUCGGGUUCCACUCCGACGGGGCCGUCUAUCUCGACGGGAUGAAACUGGUGUACGAAUCGGACAAGUCGUCGUGGGUGGGCGUGGACAAGGUGGUGGGGUGCGGCUUCGAGCCGGCGAAGCGGAAGGUGUUCUUCACGGUGGACGGGCAGCUGGUCCACGCCGUGAGCUGCAACGCGGAGGCGUUCUCGAGCCCGCUGUACCCGGUGCUGGCCUCCAGCUUCGACGUGAUGGCGCUGGUCAACCUCGGGCAGGGCAAGUUCCGGUACGCGCCGGCCAACGCGCGGCGCACGGCCAACCCGUGCUUCGUACGCGCCGCGUCCGCGGUGGACGACGCCCGCGGCGGCAGCGGCUCGAUGGGCCUCGACUUCGACGACAGCGGCGAGCUCUUCUCCAUGGGGCGGGUGGACUCCGGGUGGCUGGAGACGGCGAAGGUGAGCAGGAGCAGGAAGGAGAGCAUCGGCGGCUCCGGCGCGGCGUCCGUCGUCGGCGACCCGGAGGCCGAGUCCGACCUGUUCGAGAUCCCGCUGCGAGACUGA